Messenger RNA from Conger conger (European conger), 4342 nucleotides. It is a transcript of the gene prkcg, whose product is annotated as protein kinase C, gamma. The record is from RefSeq and is a predicted model, not a curated record. Gene Ontology annotation, molecular function: diacylglycerol-dependent serine/threonine kinase activity; zinc ion binding; ATP binding. The coding region runs from base 259 to 2349 and encodes 696 amino acids. The transcript is spliced from 17 exons. Gene Ontology annotation, biological process: protein phosphorylation. Lineage: Eukaryota; Metazoa; Chordata; Actinopteri; Anguilliformes; Congridae.
CUCGCCACUUUCUUUUCAGUUGGCAAGUUUUCUUCUUCUUCUUUUUUUCUUUUGGCUCUGUCCUCACAGUUUGUGCUGUCUUUCUCUCUCUCACUCUCACUCUCUCUCUUUCACUCUUUAUUUUGUAUGUAAAUUAGUGGCAGCAGUGUUAAGAUAGGUUGACGUUCAAAGAUAGGAGGAAGAUUCAGAGGGACUGAGGAAGGGGAUCACUUUGGUCUAUGAUCAAGUCUGUCAGCCAGAAAUUGUAAAUACAGAGCCAUGUCCACUCCGGUCUCCCCAUCCCCCUCCCUCUCCCCCCUGGCCCUCAGUGCCUCCUCUCCCUCCCCGUCCCCAUCCCCCUCAGCCUCCCCCCUGCCCUCCCCUCUCUCCCCGCCCCCCCGCGUGCCUGUCUUCCAGCGGAGGGGAGCCCUGAAACACAAGCACAUCAUCGAGGUGAAGGACCACCAGUUCACUGCACGCUUCUUCAAGCAGCCCACCUUCUGCAGUCACUGCACCGACUUCAUCUGGGGUAUUGGAAAGCAGGGCUUCCAGUGUCAAGUAUGCAGUUUUGUGGUUCACAAGCGAUGUCACGAGUUUGUCACCUUUACCUGUCCUGGAGCUAUGACUGGCCCGAAACCAGAGGACCUGAAGAGCAAGCACAAGUUUAAGAUCCACACCUACUCCAGUCCCACCUUCUGUGACCACUGUGGCUCCCUGCUCUAUGGCCUCAUCCACCAGGGCAUGAAAUGCUCCAGCUGUGAGAUGAACGUUCAUAAGCGCUGUGAAGCCAGUGUUCCCAGCCUGUGCGGCCAUGACCACACGGAGAAGAGAGGGAGGAUCCACCUGACCAUCAGAGGAGAGAGAGAGGACAUCCACAUCACAGUGCGAGAGGCUCGGAACCUGAUCCCCAUGGACCCCAACGGUCUCUCCGACCCCUAUGUGAAGCUGAAGCUGAUCCCGGACCCUAAGAGCCAGAGCAAGCAGAAGACCCGCACCAUCCGCUCCACCCUCAACCCCGUGUGGAACGAGAGCUUCACCUUCUCGGUGCGCGGUCGGCAGUGGGACCGUCGUCUGUCGGUGGAGGUGUGGGACUGGGACCGCACUUCCCGGAAUGACUUCAUGGGGGCGCUGUCCUUCGGGGUGAGCGAGAUCUUCCGCCGCUCCGUCUGCGGCUGGUUUAAACUGCUCAACCAGGACGAGGGCGAGUACUACAACAUCCCCGUCCCCGACCAGGAUUUACAGGAGACGCUCCCCGCUGCGCCGCCUUCCUUGCCACCCCCACUAACCCUCCCCACCCCGAUGGCCACGCCCGUGCUCUCCUGCCCCUCCGUGCUCCUGCCGGGGAAGACCCAGCCGGCUCUGCAGGACUUCAGCUUCCUGAUGGUGCUGGGCAAAGGCAGCUUCGGGAAGGUUCUGCUGGCGGAGGAGAGGAGCAGUGAGAAGCUGUUUGCAGUGAAGGUGUUGAAGAAGGACGUUCUCUUCCAGGACGAGGACACAGAGAGCGCCAUGGUGGAGCGGAGGGUGCUGGGGCUGAACGGGCGCCCGCACUUCCUCACCUCCCUGUACUGCGCCUUCCAGACUGAGGACCGUCUGUAUUAUGUGAUGGAGUACGUUAACGGAGGAGACCUGAUGUUUCACAUUCAGGUGGUGGGGAAAUUCAAAGAGCCACAUGCUGCGUUUUAUGGCGCUGAGAUUGCUGUCGGCCUCUUCUUCCUCCACGGCAAAGGGAUUAUAUACAGAGACCUGAAGCUGGACAAUGUGCUUUUGGACAGCGAAGGCCACAUCAAGAUUGCGGAUUUUGGGAUGUGCAGGGAGGGGAUGCUGGAGGACGAGACCACGCGCACCUUCUGCGGGACCCCCGACUACAUCGCCCCCGAGAUUGUGGCCUACCAGCCCUAUGGAAAAGCAGUGGACUGGUGGUCUUAUGGAGUCCUCCUGUAUGAAAUGCUGGCUGGACAGCCUCCGUUUGACGGAGUGGAUGAGGAGGAGCUGUUUCAGUCCAUAAUGGAGCACAGCGUCUCCUACCCGAAGAGCCUCUCCCGUGAAGCCGUGUCCGUCUGCAAAGGGUUCAUGACCAAACACCCAGGGAAGCGUCUCGGAAGUGGAGAGGAGGCAGAGAGAGAGAUUCGGGACCAUCCCUUCUACCGCUGGAUCGACUGGGAGAGGCUGGAGAGACUGGAGAUCCAACCUCCAUUCAAGCCCAGGACUGGAGGAAAGAAAGGGGAGAAUUUUGACAAGUUCUUCACGAGUGCCCCGUCGGUCCUGACGCCCUCUGACCCCGAUGUCCUGGCGGAAAUUGACCAAGAUGACUUCCAGGGCUUUUCCUUCAUAAACCCAGACUUCCAUCCUUCCCCGCUCUCUGUGGUCUGAGGGCGGACAGGAAGGCUGUGUGCUGGACUAACACUAACACUGAGUGAGAAUGCGCUCAACACAUACCGUAGAUACUCAUCACUCAAAUGGGCUACAAGGGUUUCUGUCAGUGACCAGAUAAAAUAGAGGGGUCAAUAUUAAAUGUUAUUUAAUCAAAUUGUACAACAGGUAGGUAUUUUUGAAUUUACCAUAUAUUUCGGAGGUGUCUGAUGACUUCACGACAAGCUCCUAAAUUGCUGUCAGCAUAAACAGGGAAGUUACACAGCUGGUGCACAAUUUUCGAAAAGCAGUUUGAUGAAAAAAAAAAUGAAGUGAGACAAAUCCAAACCUACUUUUCUAAGUAAACAAAUGAAUGAUAAUUUUUUUCAUUUGGCUGUAAAAGUCCAGUGAAGCACUGAUGAUUUCUGAUGAUGUCAUGAAAACAUCAUGCCAUUUAAAAAGAAUUAUGUAAGCAUAGAACAUAUAAUUAUAAUAGUACUAGUCUAGUAUAAUUUAAAUAUGUGACUUGGAAGACCAUGUCAUAGUUUUGAAGGUCACAGUUGUGACGAUAAUUUUACGGAAAAAAGAAAACGUAUCCAUGUGCAUGCUGCCUUGUCCCCUGCAACACACUGCCCCUAUAUUAAAACAGACCUGUCACUCAACCUUCAUGCACAGGACAACUGCUACUGAAAACAACAUUUCCUUUGGACAAAACUAACCAAUGACCAUCCAUCGGUUUCUCCAUUAUUGUAUUAACAAAAUGUCUGCUACAAUUAUGCACUGCUGACCACUACUGUAUCUGUUAUCUUGGUUAUGUCUUGAGACAUGCAUAACUAAUGUAUUUAUACAUUUUUCGUAUGACUAAUCAUACUGUUCACGCUGUCUGGAAGAUUUCAUGCUGGCCUAGUACUUUGACCCAGGUUCGAGCUGAAGUGACAAUGUGUGAGAGUGGGGCUCUCUGAAAGAAGUCACUGCUCACUCCAGCAAACUUGACCAGACUCAGCUGCAGCUGUUUGAACGACACAGGUUGUCCCUGGCUAAGGGAGGCAAAAUAGAUCAUCUUGUCGCAUGUUUACCACCAUGACAAAAUACGAUAUACAAUGACAAUGCUCACCAGAACAGUGGUAGAAUAUGAACAUAAUAAAGAUAAUUAUGUUUAUUCUGCACGGGCAACGUGCAGCUCAAGUGUCACAUUACAGCCAGUAGAUAUGCACAGCGCAAUUGGUCCUCCAUUUUGCUUUGUGGUCAUGUUCUUGGAAAAACAAGAAUGUGUGGGUGGAAGGAUUAUAAAAAGACAGCAAAGAUAUGUGCCAAAUUGGAGUUUCAGUUUCAUGUUGAUCUGUGCUUCCUACAAACGUGCACUUACACCAACAAUCAACGACUGAUGAGACCACAGGUGUCUUUGAAGUGAAAGCUCUGGGUUAGCCGGCCAAUCCUGUGUUAUCAUGGUACCAAAGCCUAAACAGUUAUCCGCUUGCAUCAUUUUUUUCAGGCCCAGUCACACACAUUUCUCCUUGUGCUCACAGCAUAUGCUUAUUAAGGGUGGUAAGUAGCAGUUACAAUACAGCCAGAGACAAAUGUAUUUUUAUCAGGAAGGAAGCAAACAUGUUGUCAGGAACUUCUUAAAUGGAGAGCCCCUAAACGGUAACACCCUGCUAUCUUCUUUCAGUGUGUGCCCUGCGAGUGGAGUCAGAUUCAUGAACUGCUAUGUGAACACCUCGUGCUCAACACCUUGUUGAAACCUCACUUCAAUGUAGGCCAAGGUCAAAGUGCCAGGAUGCAAGGAAUCUGUGACAUCAGUAGUUACUUUGUUAAAUUAUACUGAGCGACAGACAAACAAAAAGAUAGAUAGAUAGAUAGAUAAUCUGACAUACAUAGUUGAAUGACUGCCAUCGGAAAUAUAAUUAAAUGAUUUAAGGGAAACAUGUAUUGAGUUAUUGUGUUUAUUUGUUUGGUAAUGUUUUGUUGUGUGCCUCGGCAUUGAAAGCAUUAAUAAAUCAAAUAAUUCCUUAGA